AUGGAGGCGUGCCUUAGCCUGGAGCCCAGCAAGAAGAUCAUCGGGAGCUUCGGGACAUUUGAGACGGCCGUUCUCCAUGUGGCCAACGCCAUCCAGCUGCAGGCAUUGCGCCGGCUUCGGCAGGAGUCGGUCAAGCCCAAUGGCCAACUUGCAUUUUCACGUCAAGCAUGGCUGAUUAUCAGAGGGCAAGGAAAGAUGGAGUAG
Molecule: messenger RNA, 204 nt
Organism: Triticum turgidum subsp. durum (durum wheat)
Lineage: Eukaryota; Viridiplantae; Streptophyta; Magnoliopsida; Poales; Poaceae
Source: the annotation of a GenBank genome assembly